CGAGCCCCAUAUUCCCCUCCCGCAAUCCGUCAGUGGGUGCAAUCGCAAGACACCCAGCCACUAAAUUGCGACAUUGACUGUCAGCGAUUUUCUCGUCGCUGGGGGAUUCGCAAAGACAGAGAUCAGUCAUUCUCGGACACCCUGUCCUUGCACAAACAUUUUUGCCUCAACGCAGAAGACCGGAAACUUGCCUUCCAUGAGGGUAUGUCAGAUAUAAAAGAUGCAGCUACAGGCAUGGCUCGCAUCGCUGAUGCACUCUUCAUCGGGUUCAGUCUGCGACCCGAGUGGGAUCCAAUGCAGCCUCUUCACACCUCUGAUAUCACAGUUGAUGUUGUUACCACGCGACAGUUCGAGCAGGUUCCUCACUUCAAGCGCGUUGCUGAACGACUACGAGAAACAUUUGUUCAGGAAAUCGCCAUGCUUCACAUCUGGCAUCUUCAAGACAAGUUGAAUAAGGUCACACCUGGACCAGGGUAUCGUGUU
Molecule: messenger RNA, 483 nt
Organism: Suillus clintonianus
Lineage: Eukaryota; Fungi; Basidiomycota; Agaricomycetes; Boletales; Suillaceae
Exons: 2
Source: RefSeq, a predicted model, not a curated record